Molecule: messenger RNA, 1989 nt
Organism: Dreissena polymorpha
Lineage: Eukaryota; Metazoa; Mollusca; Bivalvia; Myida; Dreissenidae
Exons: 6
Coding region: 36-1229 (397 amino acids)
Molecular function (GO): protein binding
Source: RefSeq, a predicted model, not a curated record
UUUACUUGAGGCCAGGUGAACACUGAUAACAGUUUAUGUCAUGCUGUUUAGUUGUCCAUGUCUUUAGAACACUACAUGUUCCUGAUUUAGCGAAGAUGGAAGUAUUAAGGCUUUCAGCUUUAUUUACCAUUUUGGUUUGUUUAAUGCGCUUUGAACGAACGGAUGGAAUAAGUAAUAAAGACAUGGAUGAAUAUUGUGAUAUUUUGCAAGACAUUAAUGAAGACAUGGAUGAUUACUGUGGAUCGCGCAUCACACUUUACAAUGAUCAUCAAAUUGCACUUCAAUUUUCCGACGACGAAGAGUGUGAGGUUACAAUAGAAACAACACGCCAGUUCCCGAUGAUGAUGCUGUAUAUCAAAAGUUUUUCAGUGAGCUGCUUGAACGGAAAUGUCAGCAUAAGGAAUCAAUAUGGCCGGCCACCAGAUGGUUUAUCGGGAGCCCUAUGCGGUAGCGUUUCUUCCAGCAAAAUGUACAAAAGCGAUGGUGAAGUCAAGAUAAAAUACAACCCCAUAAAAGGAAUCCGAUGGACCUACGGUUCCUUUACUUUGAUCAUAACACUGUAUACGGAUUCAGGAACGUGCCCAAGCUGGGGUCACGUUUGCGAUAACGGGUGGUGCAUCGAUGCGGUUUUAAAAUGCAAUGGCUACUAUUCUUGCGGUGACAAUUCCGGAUGUUUGAUGGACAGCAGCGACUUAAAUCAUCCCUCAUCUGGCGAAAACAUUGUUGCAAGAAGUGUUGGCAUUGUUGUUGGCGUUGCCGUCGGUGUUAUCUUCGUCACCGUUGUCACGGUCACAUUAAUCUGUUGCAGAAGAAGAGCCCCCAGAACACCCGCACAGCUAUGCCGACCUACAGCGCCUCAGAUGCAUGUUGUUUACGCAACAGCUCCCACUACUGGCCAUUUUAACCAAGGGUUUUCGAACGAGAAUUACGGCAUACAUAUGCAGCAUACAACAGCGAAUUUCUCGGAAGCGACGUUGUUGUAUGGACAGCCACCACCCCCGUAUAAUCCUUCAUGGGCACCGAAAGAAAUGAAACCGGAAGGUCAAUAUGCUUCUCAAAUGAGGCAUAAUGUACAAGCAAAUGAUCACACGGCCAUAGAAACCGAAGGAACGAACGCACGAGAAGAUCCCGUUUAUGAAGAUCUCGUUUAUGACAAUAUAGCUAUUGAACAGUCUGAAGUGCAUUACAGUACCCUUGCUGGUGCAACAGGUCACGUUUAUCAACGUUAGGGACGCUCAACAUUUGCGUUUCGUGUAUUAACCGUCAAAAAAAUAAUCGGCGUUUUGAAACAAAACGAGUUUAUAUCUUUUUGACUUUAUAAAAACAAUAACAUUUUGUGUUCGCGGAUUUUUUUUAUGUUGUGUUAUUCAUAUAAAGAAUAAAUUUAUAUAAGCAGUGAUUUAAAAUAAUGCACGUUUGUUUAAUUGAAUUUGCUCAUAUAUGCAUAUAUUAAAGAAGGAAAAUUGCUGUGACAAACAUUAUAAACAACAUGCCCAUUGCACUUAAUGUGGCUCUGUUAAUGUCGAUGUUAACAAAUAAAGGCACGGUUGCCUUUGAUUAUAAGUGUCUUGUUCUGUGAAAGCUGGUCAUAAUGCAUGUGCGUAAAGUCUCGUCCCAGAUUAGCCUGUGCAGUCCGCACAGGCUAAUCAGGGACGACACUUUCCGCCUAAACUUGAUUUUCGGUAAGAAGGGACUUCCUUCAAACUAAAAAUACCAUAAAAGCGGAAAGUGUCGUCCCUGAUUAGCCUGUGCGGAGUGCACAGGCUAAUCUGGGACGUCACUUUACGCACAAGCAUUAAGCCCAGUUUUCUCAGAACAAGACACAAUUUUUUUUAUUAUUCAGAUUUGAAGCAACGACCAUCUUUAGUUUUACAUAAAAACGUUAUGAAAAUAUGCAUCUUAUUGAAUGUUCAAUUUAUUUCCAACAAUUAACACAUUUGUAAAUGAAAUAUUAGUAUAUGCCAAAAUACUAUUAAAUAGAAACUGCUA